This is a messenger RNA of Fundulus heteroclitus (mummichog), 1362 nucleotides long. It is a transcript of the gene mest, whose product is annotated as mesoderm specific transcript. Lineage: Eukaryota; Metazoa; Chordata; Actinopteri; Cyprinodontiformes; Fundulidae. Gene Ontology annotation, molecular function: catalytic activity. The transcript has 12 exons. The coding region runs from base 162 to 1142 and encodes 326 amino acids. The record is from RefSeq and is a predicted model, not a curated record.
UAAAACCGAACGGAGUGACACCUCUUAGCUUUCUCUGCUCUGCGCUUCUUUAAUGACCCCCCACAGGAAUAUCCUCUGCAGGUCCUGAACACGGGGCGAAGGUCUGCUGACAACAAGCAGGAACUUUUGCAGAAUGAGACCGCCUCACCGCUGAGCUCAACAUGAGAGAGUGGUGGCUCCAUGUGGGUCUGAUCUGCGUGCCGCUGGUGGCCGUCUACCUGCACAUCCCGCCGCCGCAGCUCUCCGCCGCCCUGCACAAGUGGCACGGCGCCGGGGACUUCUUCCACUUCAGGGGGAAGAGGAUCUUCUACAGAGACUCCCACGGGGCGCUGGGAAGCUCAGAUGUGGUCCUCCUGCUCCACGGCUUCCCCACUUCCAGCUACGACUGGAACAAGAUCUGGGAUCCGCUCACGCUGCGCUUCAAUCGAGUCAUUGCUCUGGACUUUCUUGGAUUCGGCUUCAGCGACAAACCGAGACCCCACAGGUACUCCAUCUUUGAACAGGCCAGCAUAGUUGAGGCCCUGGUGGCCCACUUGGGUCUGAGCAGUCAGCGUCUCAAUUUGAUAUCCCACGACUAUGGAGACACCGUGGCCCAGGAGCUGCUAUACAGGAGUGACCAAAAUCGCUCGGGGCAUCUGAUCUUCAACAGUCUCUGCCUUUCAAACGGAGGAAUAUUCCCAGAGACGCACCACCCCCGGCUGCUGCAGACGCUGUUGAAGGACUCGAGUAUUUUGGCGACAUUUCUCACACGCCUCACCAACUUUUUCAUUUUCCAAAAGGGCAUUGGAGAAGUGUUCGGCCCCUACACGCAGCCCACGGACGCGGAGCUCUGGGACAUGUGGACAGGUCUACGCUACAAUGAUGGCAACCUGGUGUUGGACAGUAUUCUCCAGUACAUCAAUCAGAGAUUUCAACACAGAGACCGCUGGGUGGGAGCGCUCACGUCCACGCAGGCCCCACUGCACAUGAUCUACGGCCCCCUGGACCCCGUUAACCCCCAUCCACAGUUCAUCCGUCUUUACCUGCAUCUGGUGAAGAAGUCGACCGUCACCAUCCUGGACGACCACAUCAGUCACUACCCGCAGCUGGAGGACCCCGCCGGCUUCCUCAAGGCUUAUUUUAAUUUUUUCCACUCUUUCUGAGCAGGCAUCAAACACCAAAACCAGAGCAGAGACUAGUUGAUUUAUUUCUAACCUGCUAUUAAGGAUGUUAAAUUUAGGAGCUGAAGUUAGGCCUGAAGAAAACUCUGAUCUUGUGCAAUGUUGAGCAUCUCUGAUUACUGAAUCCUGCAUUACUUUUGAUAUCAUUUUCUACAUUACUCUAAAUGUGAACUUUAAAUAAACAGUAAUUUUGAUUAAAAAA